GAAAAAAUCAAAGCGGGCAACUGCACUCAUGGGUAGAAAAACAUAAACAUCAAGAUAAAAUAAAGUUGAUAAAAUAGACGUGAAGCACACUAUUCAUGAAAUAAUUUGAGUAACUAAUAGAUUGUUCAAAAUGUUAUUCCUUAUAACAUUUGUUUGUUUAGUGGUGAGGUUUUCACAAGCAGAGCCAUACAAAUUCCCUGAUCAUUUUAAAUUUGGUGUCGCUACAUCGGCCUACCAGAUAGAAGGUGCUUGGAACGUGGAUGGAAAAGGUUUCCAUAUUUGGGACAUGGCAACUCACAACCAGUCACAUCUUAUAUUAGAUGGAAGCAAUGCAGACAUAACUUGCAAUUCGUACUACAAGUGGGAAGAAGACAUAGAUUUGAUAAAAAAUUUAGGAGUUGACUUUUACCGGUUUUCUAUAUCUUGGGCAAGAAUUUUCCCUGACGGUUAUGUAACUAAUAAGAUCAAUCAAGCAGGAAUCGACUACUACAAUAAAAUAAUUAAUACAUUGCUUGAGCAUAAUAUAGAACCAGUUGUUACUCUAUACCACUGGGAUCUACCACAAAUAUUCAGUCCUUUAGGUGCAUGGACGAACCCUGCUGUCAUUGAACACUUUGCAAGUUACGCCAGAAAAAUGUUUCAACUUUUUGGUGACAGAGUUAAAAUGUGGAUUACUAUAAAUGAACCACGAUUAGUAUGCCAAGUUUUCAAAGGAUCAAUUGGUGACAUAACGCCAGAUUUUCCUUUGGGGAUAGCUGAGUACUUGUGUGCUCAUAACAUUGUGAAAGCUCAUGCAGAAGCAUAUCACAUUUACGACAAAGAGUUCAGGCACAUCCAAAAAGGUAAAAUUUCGAUAACUGUUGAUAUGACAUGGUGGCUACCAGAAAAUGCAAGCAGUAAGGAAGAUGUUCGACUUGCUGAACAAAACAUGCAAUUUGACAUUGGUUUGUACGUAAAUCCAAUUCUAAAUUACGACUACCCUAAAGUAGUUAUUGAUCGAGUAGCUGAAAGAAGUAGGUUGGAAGGGUUCCCAGAAUCUCGACUACCAAAGUUCAGUUAUCAGGAAAAGAACAGAAUAAGCGGGACUUACGAUUUUCUAGGCAUCAAUCACUAUUUCACUAUGAUUGUAAAAGCUAGUCAAGAACCUCCAGUAUCCAAAUCUGACAUUGAUAUAGAUUCUCAAGGGGAAAAAUUUCGGGAUCCCAACUGGGAACCAACUGGUUUAGAAAUAUUUAAAGUGCUUCCGGAAAGUUUAAGGAAUGUUUUGAAAUGGGUUAAAAAGACCUACCACGAUCCAGAAAUAUACAUCACCGAAAAUGGUUACGCUGACAACAGAGAAAUUAUAGAUGAUGACGAAAGAAUUAACUAUUUUAGAAAAUAUUUAAAUGCCACUGUGAAUGCAAUUAUUGAAGACAAAGUUAACGUUGUAGCCUAUACCGCAUGGUCCUUGAUGGAUAAUUUUGAAUGGAUACUAGGAUAUGAAGCAAAAUUUGGACUCUAUCAUGUAAACUUCACGGAUCCCAAUAGGUCCAGAACUCCGAAGAAAUCAGUAGAAUUUUUUAAGCGUGUGACGAAAACGAGAACGAUUAACUAAAUACCAAACUCAAAUUAGUCAAGAGUGACUUUACAGAAUUAAGUAAUUUAAUGAGAAUUUAUAUUGUUGUGUCCUUUAAAGAUGUAGUUUUAAUUGACUUCACAAACAAAUUUUAUCAACUAGGUCAUUUAUGUCUUAGGUAAUUAUGC
Zophobas morio is the source of this 1743-nucleotide messenger RNA. RefSeq names its product myrosinase 1-like. The record is from RefSeq and is a predicted model, not a curated record. Gene Ontology annotation, molecular function: beta-glucosidase activity. The transcript is spliced from 7 exons. Bases 131 to 1594 code for a protein of 487 amino acids. Gene Ontology annotation, biological process: carbohydrate metabolic process. Lineage: Eukaryota; Metazoa; Arthropoda; Insecta; Coleoptera; Tenebrionidae.